This is a messenger RNA of Centruroides sculpturatus (bark scorpion), 741 nucleotides long. RefSeq lists its product as uncharacterized. Bases 1 to 741 code for a protein of 246 amino acids. Lineage: Eukaryota; Metazoa; Arthropoda; Arachnida; Scorpiones; Buthidae. The record is from RefSeq and is a predicted model, not a curated record. The transcript is spliced from 2 exons.
AUGCGGCGUGUAGUUCUUCCAUCAGCACUACGCCUGCGCAUCUGUACGGGAUGCUGCUGUUUCCAUGGAAACAGCAGUCAAUACGGUUCUGUUCAGUUGCCGCUACAAACAGACCAAGGUGUCGAAUGGGUCGUGUUGUUUGAGACGUGCCUUCUAUCUAAAGACAUCAUGCAGGUGGUGAGAGUGCGUGUUCCUCUAGCUAGACCGCUAGUCAGAUUCACGCUGAAGAGGGCUAUACGUAUGAUGCCGUCAGUUUUAUUACUCAUGUUCGUUUUCUCUUUAAUUUUCGUGACACUGAUGCAAAUAGCAGUGAUCCAUGCCAACAGAAGAGCUCACUACAUUCAUAGACACGAAUUGAACUUAACGUCGCCUUUGACAUCCCAGCCACAAUCUCAUCAACAGACUGAGGUUAGAAAACCACAGAUUCCUGUAGUAGCCCGAGUGACUAAGCCUCUAACAAAGAAGCCGGAAACAUUAAGAGUUGAGGCACUAUUGGAUCGAAAUGCUCCUUCGGUCGAAACUAAUAUUCUAUUAUUACAAAGUCGGGUAAAUACGGCACGCUUGAAACAGGUCUUGAGAUCUGUCAGAACGUUAGGAAACAACGCAACAACGCGUGGAAGUGCAAUAGUGUCAACAAUGUCAAGAAAACCAUUAUGUCCUGCUGUGCCCACAGGUUUAUCAAAUUUUGAGCAUUUAGACAUGAUAUGCCGUUAUGAAAAUACUUCUUCAUUUAGGAAGUGA